CAAGAAAGCAGAAAUUAACGCAUCCCCUCCCUGAGGCUGGCCAUUCCAGGUGAUAUUUGAAAAACUUACGCCUUUUUACUUCCUUGUCUCCUCCCCCUCUCUGUGCUAUAAAAGAAACUGGCAUCCAAACCCCCAUAAGAUGGUUGUUUUGAGACUUUGCCAUCUUUUCGGCCUGCUCUCUUUCAUAAUAAAGUCAUAUUCCUUGCCUCAGCACCUCAUCUUCCAUUCAUUGGCCUGACCCCAGAGAGCAGAGUGAGCUUGGACUCCGUAAGGAGACCAGAGCAUGGCCUGGGGCAUCUUGGGUCUCGGUGGCAGAGAGGCUGGCACAGGAGGUCCUCUGAGUAAGAUGUCACAGCUCUGAGCAACCAGGACCCCCGUGCCCACAGCGUACCCUGUGUCUACCUCACCAACUCCCCCUCUAGGGUUCUAAUACUUCUUGUGGGCCAGCGACUGGAGGGACAACUGAGCCGUGGGCAUGGGCGGCAGAAACUAAAGCCCCAGGGCCAGGCAGUAGUUUGUUCCAGGGGAGACCUCUGUAAGAGCCCAGAUUCCCUGGCCUGUUCUUUCUUCACUUGGUGCCCAGGGAGUCGGUCGGGGCAGGGCCAGCGCGGGGGAGGGAGGGGACGAGCAGUUGAAGAGGGAGGAGACUGGGUGGCUGCAUGCGGAUGAGAGGGCGUGCGCUUCUCGGCCCCAAAUGCCAGCAGCUGGAGGAGGUGCGCAGGGAAGCGGCCUCGCGGACGCGCCAGAGGACGGGCGGCGCGAUGGAACCGGCGCCGGACCUGGGGCUCGGGGACUCGUCCUUGCACCGCUAUCUGGACUGUGAGUUCUGGAGCCUCAAGAACGAGCUGCGCUGGCUUCUGGGCGGCUGCCCGCUCUUCCGGCACAGGUAUGAUUUGAGUCUGGAUGAAAUGAGAGCUUUGACAUUUCAGAGAGUGAUGGUUACCAUGGGUCUGCCUCUGAUAAAAGGCAGAGAAAACAACAAAUUUUGUCAGUCGGAGCCUGGUCAUAGGAGAAGUCCUCUCAUAGCAGACAUGGCCCCAGGAGUAAAGGAGCAGAAAUACACGGGGAUGUUUGCAAUGACCGAGAGGGGCCACAGGAGCAACGUGAGAGGGAUCCGGACAGAAGCCACCUUUGACCUCUCUGCACAGGAGUUUGUAAUCGACACACCGUGCGAAAAUGCUGAGAAGAUGUACAUUGGAAACGCCAUGUACGGGAAUUAUGCAGCGGUCUUGGCCCAGCUCAUCACAAACGGAAGAUCUCAAGGACCCCACUGUUUCAUCGUUCCUGUCUGCGAUGAAAAUGGAAGCAUGUACCCAGGAGCGACAGCUAUUGAUAUGAUGUAUAAAGAAGGUCUGCAUGGUGUUGAUACCGGGAUUCUGAGAUUUGACAAGGUUCGGAUACCAAGGGAGAAGCUGCUGGAUAAGUUUGGUUCUGUGGCUCCAGAUGGGCAGUACCACUCCCCCAUUAAGGACAAGAGUGCAAGAUUCAAUGCCAUGUUGGCGGUGCUGACCCCUUCGAGACUGGCUGUGACUUUCUAAGCUACAGGCUCUAUGAAGCUUGGGUUGACGAUAGCCAUUCGCUAUAGCCACAGCCAGAGGCAGUUUGGGCCCAAAGCCAAGGAAGAGGUCAAGAUUAUUGAGCACCAAACACAGACCCUGCGGCUGAUGCCUCACCUGGCUACGGCCUUGGCCCUGUCCUUCGCCAACAGGUAUGCCGGCAUCCUUCUGGACGAGGACGUCUUCCGAGGUUAGGAGCUUGUCGGCAGUCGCCCGCUGCAGGUGCUGGUGGCAGGGCUGAAGGCCUACAGUACCUGGGAGAACAUUGGCUACCUGCAGGACGGCCGAGAGUGCACCGGAGGCCUGGGUUACAUGAUGGAAAACGGAAUCUCAGGCUUAAAAUGUGACACAGAUGUGUUUGUAACUUUUGAAGGUGACAGUGUUGUAAUGCUGCAGGUUGUGGUUCAGGAACUGCUGGCUCAGUACACCAAGCAGUAUGAAGAAAGACCCAUCUCUAGCCUGCUCCGAAACUGGACGGAAUCAGGGGGUGACAAGCUGAGAACCAGUUUCCUGGCGUUUAACACGGACACAGUCGGUAAUCUUGCCUUUCUGUUGAAAGCAGUCAGUUUUCAUGAAAGGGUUCUUCAGCGGGGUUUGGUGGCCCGGAUUUAUUAUAAGGUGACGACCGAGAACGAGGACUUUUCCAGUGCCUGGAACUCAUGUCUUCACCACGUCACCUGCCUGUCUCUGGCACACAUUCACAGAGUGACUUUAGAGCAGUUCUCCCUGCCCGGGAGGAGCUGUCCUGAAGAGGACCAGGCUUUGUUAAAAAAGUUUUGUCUGCUAUAUGGAACCAAACUGGUGUUCCAGGAGCAAGCCUGGUAUCUAGAACAUAAAUAUUUGACUCCCCUGGCCAGCAUGAAGAUUAGGCGUCAGAAAAAAGGCCUGGUGGUACUUUUGUCAGUGGUUGCAAUGGGAAUUCAGUGUGACAGCCACAGAGCACCUGAAAAUGAAGAUAGAGCCAGUGAAUCAUCACCAUAAUGCUGCUUUAGAAGAAGACCGUUAAACAGCGUAAUCAUCUAUACAACACAUUUUCUGGGUUCCCUCCCUCUUCCAGGCCCGCUGUUAGAUGCUGAAACACAGACAGGUAUAUCCUCAGUCUCUGCAUUCAAGGGAGCUCAUUAUAGCUGGGGACACGAAACUGCCUUCAAAUAACGCAACAACACGAGGGAGUGGACCUUUCCAAUGAACUUGGCCACAAGCAUAAGUGCAGAGGACAGAGGUCACUUUGGAAUUAAUGGCGUUCUUUGCUAGACCUGGAAGAGGGGAAGAUUCAAAGUGGAGGCGGUGGUUCAGCUGAGGAGGGGGAAAUGCAGGUGAGCCUUCAGAUGGGGUUGGUGAAGUGAGCAAAAUCAUAGAAAUGGGGGUACUUGGGACAGACAUGUUAAGAAACAGUGAAAAGACCAGUUUGGUUGAAGUCUUAACUGAUAGACAAACCUGGAGAAGCCUGCCGGAGCAAAACUAUAAUGGGCUCGGAAGAACCUUGAAGAAUCUUUUUCCUUCUUAGGGGGCAGCAAUUAUGACAAAAAGCAUGUAUAAAAAUACUUCAGUUAUCUAUUGCUAUGUAACAAAAAAACCCCAAAACUUAGUGUCUUAAAACAACAACCAUUUCUCGUUUCUCAUGACUCUGCAGUCUGGACAGGGCUCCACUAGAUGGUUCUUCUGCCCCACAUGGCGUCCGCUGGGGCUGAGUGCUCAAGAUGUCCUAGAUGUGUACUAGUCACUGUCCUUGGAAAAUGAUUUGUAAGAUUAAUGUGAAGGGCAAAUUGAAGGUAUCUUCUUCCCCUUGCAAGGCGUCUGAAGGGACUCUUAGCUUGAGACCCACCCUAAACCAAAUUGAGGUUUUCUGGAAGACUCAGAGGGUUCAGAUAAGGGCAGCAAUUUCUUUACCCUCCCCCGGGGUUAUAGCUCUUUGGCAUCCAGCUUACUGUCUAUUAAAUUUCUUGCUUAGUGCUGGGCCUGGUUUUCACUGUCAUCACUCCCUGCUCCACCGCAAUCACCAUGUGGCUGUCAAAGUGAAAAUUCAGAUUUGCUGGAAAUGGCAAAUGCCUUCAUGGCAAACGCAAUUUUCUUACUUGUUUAUUUCUCUUGGUUCCCAUUUUCCCUUAAUUUUUUGCAUUACUGUAUUGUCAGAUCAUUGAUGCUUUAAAGGUGUAGAAAAAGAAAACCUAGCUCUCUAAUAUCAGAAAUAGAAAGUUCCUUCAAUAUUAUCUCCCUUGACCUCACAACAACCCUCUGAGUGAUGUUCAUUAUUCUUACACGUGGAUGAGGAAACAGAUCCAAUGUGAUAUAGUAACUUGCCCAAAGUAAUACGGGUAGCAAAAACCCAUAUCUCUCUGGCUCUAAAUAUUUUCAAUUAUUUGGUUAGAAAUCAGCAUCAACCAGUAACAAAAAGCACUCAGUGCCCAGUUGUUGGUUUCUAAUAUCAUUUUCCAAAAUAGCAACCAGGGUCCUUGGAGAAAUGGCUGAUUCUGGCUGGGGCAAUGAAUAUAUAAGAUGAACCUGGAACGUCUUCUAGAGCCAGAAAGUCAGAAAGUGCUCAAAACAGAAAUAAAGAUAGAAAGACCCACAGUUAUGGGGGUAUGUCCAAGGGAUGUGGGAAGGAGCUAACUGGAAGAGCUCCCAGGGGCCAAAGCUGGAACACUUAGAGCAACAAAAUGGAUAACAUCAUAUUGGACUUUAACCCAAAGUAUAAAAUAAACACAUGGGAAUACCCGGGUGGUCCAGCGGUUAGGACUCCGC
This is a messenger RNA of Aethalodelphis obliquidens (Pacific white-sided dolphin), 4298 nucleotides long. RefSeq names its product acyl-CoA oxidase like (gene ACOXL). Gene Ontology annotation, biological process: lipid homeostasis; fatty acid beta-oxidation using acyl-CoA oxidase. The record is from RefSeq and is a predicted model, not a curated record. Gene Ontology annotation, molecular function: fatty acid binding; FAD binding; acyl-CoA oxidase activity. Gene Ontology annotation, cellular component: peroxisome. Lineage: Eukaryota; Metazoa; Chordata; Mammalia; Artiodactyla; Delphinidae.